ACGCUUCCAACACAACCUCUUUUACACUGAGCCCAAUUCUCGACAAAGUUGACAAAUAUUCCACAAAUGUUAGAUUCGGCAACAACUUGCGACUUCAAACUGGAGACUAAGAAUCUUGGAGAUUCUGGUUUUGCGGAAUUAGAAAACUGUUGUGAAAUGAAAUCAACACACCUGAAUGUAUCUCACCUGCUCAAUGCAGUGGACAGUGAAAUGACAGUGGGCAGCGAGAAGGGAGACCCUACGGAAAGACAGUUACAUGUCAAACUCGAGGACAAGGAGCUAUGGGGAAAAUUCAAGGAGUUCACCAACGAAAUGAUCGUCACCAAAAACGGAAGGCGGAUGUUUCCGGUGUUCCGGGUGAACAUUUCCGGUGUGGACCCUAAUGCCAUGUACACGGUCCUAUUGGAUUUUACCCAGGUGGACAGCCACAGAUGGAAGUACGUAAAUGGGGAAUGGGUCGCGGGGGGCAAGGCUGAACCGGCCGCGCCAAACUGUGUGUACAUCCACCCUGACUCCCCAAAUUUCGGCGCUCAUUGGAUGAAGGAGACGGUGACUUUCAGCAAGGUCAAACUCACCAACAAACUCAACGGCGGUGGACAGAUCAUGUUGAACUCCCUACACAAGUACGAACCCCGUGUACAUAUCGUCAAGGUGAAUAACUCUCAGAAGAAGAGGAUCACAAGCUUCAGCUUCCCCGAGACACAAUUUAUCGCCGUCACAGCCUACCAGAACGAGGAGAUCACUGCCUUGAAAAUAAAGCACAAUCCUUUUGCCAAGGCCUUCCUGGACGCCAAAGAAAGGCCUGAUCAGAAAGAAUUCAUCGAUGACUCUCUGGAUGGCCAGCGGUCACUAUCCCACCUGGCGAGCACCUGGUACAUACCCCCAGGAGGUCAUUCCUUGGUCCCACCCCCCGCGCAUCAGUUCCCUAACGCCAUCAACCUGUCGAACGCCCAUUGUGAUCGGCUCAGCCUCAGACAGGCGCGGACCUCACCCUAUCCCCAUCCCUACCAACGGAGGUCUCCACCUCACGGGGGCUACCCAAGGGACGUAACCAGCAAUAUACCUGUUCUAAAUAUAGCCGACAACUGGCCGCAUAUGUCUACCGGAAGUCACGGAAUGCUGGGACAAUCAAAUACGACAGCACCGCAGUCACAGUACGGAAUGUGGCCAAUGGGUGGACCGAUCGGAAACCUAUCACCCAAUCAGAACUGUGCAAUGCCGUAUCUGCGCUCAAGCGCCCCCUACACGUUAUGUAACAGUACGACAACGAUUUCCAGUGUACCACACGUGACUCUAUCAAACUCAGUGCCUACGUCAUCCUUUGAAACAUGUGACAUUUCAUCCUUUUCAUCCAAUCGUGACGUUUUCAAGAACACCGCAUGGGGUCCUUUGUCUCCGCCACCAAUCUAAGUAGAAUCUUCAUUGUGAUUGGAUAGAAUUAGGUCACGUGCGUCUGUGAUAAAAAAAAUGUAUGGGCCGGUUCUGGAUGCAAAAUGACAUUUUUAACUAUUGUAUAUGUUGCUAUGAAUCUUACUGUUUGUAUGGGUUGUCGGUCACUGUAUGUAAACCCAAGUGCUGUGUUAUCCAUGAGAUACUCAUUACAAUAGUCAAAACACUAAACUCUGUAAUCCGUUAAAUAUAAUUUGAAUCACUCAAAUACAAAUCGAUUUUUCAAUCAAUGCUCAAAAAAAUCAAAAAAACAUAGGAUUAGUCUACUAAACCCUAUCAUGACAUUUUCUCAGGGUUUGUUUAUGGCAAAAUAUCUAGGUUCAUUUUUUUCAAUCUUAAGAAGGAUUCUUUUUCUAAAGAAGUAAAUUGUAUCUACCUGGUGACAAGUAGGGUUUGCACAGGUGUUACAAGUAAACAACUGAUUAGGUUUUCUACCUGUAUAUAUUUCCUAACUAACUGCCAUACUCACACCUCUAACCCACAAAUCUUUGCGACCACAAUGAACAACAGCCAUUAAUUUUAUCGGCGCAUUCGAUUCGAUCACUAAGUAUUCACCUAAAUCACCAAGGUCUCACGAGCGAUCGUUAUUGUAUUUACUAAAAUCUGGACCAAUCGACCGGACGGAUUUCACGGAUAUCUUGUUAUUUAUUCCGACCCUCAAUCAAAAUUAUUAGCUCUACGUUGCAAUUGAUUUGUGCGAAAAGGUUUAAGAUAUUUGUUACACAAAGAUUAAUGAACUGGCACAGGUGUUCCAAGUAGAAGGUGUUAUCUCUAAAAAAUGUCACUGAUAAUAGACAACAUUGUAGCCAGAGAUCUAAAGGGGAAGGGGGAUGGAGGGGGUGGCUCUGUGACUAUAAACGACCCGAUAAUGAACGAACAUAAAGUUUCUGUGUGUAUGAAAAGAGAGCAGUGAACAAACGAAAAGAACGAAGAGGAGUACUAUAAGAAAAACUACGAGAGAAAGACAGAGAGAAAAUGUGAGAGAGAAGAAAG
Messenger RNA from Mizuhopecten yessoensis (Yesso scallop), 2442 nucleotides. Its product is annotated as brachyury protein-like. Gene Ontology annotation, biological process: heart morphogenesis; cell fate specification; mesoderm formation. Gene Ontology annotation, molecular function: DNA-binding transcription factor activity, RNA polymerase II-specific; RNA polymerase II cis-regulatory region sequence-specific DNA binding. Gene Ontology annotation, cellular component: nucleus. The record is from RefSeq and is a predicted model, not a curated record. The transcript is spliced from 7 exons. The coding region runs from base 67 to 1410 and encodes 447 amino acids. NCBI's taxonomy places the organism in Eukaryota, Metazoa, Mollusca, Bivalvia, Pectinida, Pectinidae.